CUUUUUUUUUUUUUUCAUCGAACACAACAACCCCUUUGACUUAAAAAUAGCGCAAAUUACACUUACGUUCUCGGGAUAAAAUCCGAGAACUCAAAAAGGUUCGUUCUAUAAGAGAGAGUGUGGUAAAAAAUUGAGAAACGAACACUGAAACAAAGAGAGCUCAUGGCCACUGAAGGAGAAGCGACGUUCUCCGCGGCCGCGACCGCGACGGCGACGUCGAGCUAUCCGACGGGAGGUGUUGGUGGCAAAUUGAAGCGGCAAUCCGCGAGGAGGCAUGCGGCGACGCCGUAUUCUCGACCACCACAGAACCAGUUACAACGGAGGCCGUGGAUCUCGAGAAUCGUCGAUCCUGCUUAUCGGAUUAUUUCCGGCGGCGCUACGAGAAUACUUCCAUAUUUCUUCUCUAAAGCCACCUCCCCUCCUGCUCUUACUGCUCCAGAGGAUCAAGAUCAACAUCAAGGUGAGUUGCAGAAUGGUCCACUAGACAAUGAUACCAGUGUAACCCCAAGUUUAAAUAAACCGGAGUCAGCAUCAAUUGAAGUGGGAGGUCCUAGUGGUACAGCAAACGUGAACGAAGGCAAUUUCAGUAUCAGUGCACAGGGAAGAGGGAAAGCAGCUUUAAAUGACGCCGUUGCAAUCUCGGAGCUUGAAAGGCUAAUGGAAGGAAAAACAUUUUCACAGGCUGAAACUGAUCGUCUCAUAGAGAUACUAAGUUCAAGGGCUAUUGAUCUACCUGAUGUCAAGAGAGACGAGAGAAAUUCGGAGAUUCCUUUGAGAGAGGGAGCCAAAAAAAAUAUGAGUUUGUAUGAUAAGACAAGAGAUCCCAUUGGUGUCAAGGAUUCUAAUAGUGAACUAUGGGCUACACCAGCCCCACUUGCCAAGUCAAUAAUUUUUGACGGAGACAAACAGAUACAAGAUGAAGUUGGUCUUUCACCGGCAGAACUUGCUAAGGCAUAUAUGGGAGGUCAGACAUCAUCAACUAGUUCCCAAGGUUUUGUAGCAAGAAAUGAAAAGGAUAGUUUAGAUAGGAGUAUGCUUGUAGGAAAAUCAUCACUUGCAUCACCAUCAAGCAAGCCUUCUGCUUGUUGGCCUGGUAUCAAGUCAAGUGAGCAAUCUGGUUUUGCAACUCCUCAAAGCCGAAGAGAAAGCUAUGGGCUUCAAAAUUUUCCAAGGACCCCAUAUUCUAGAACCAUCCUUUCAAAUUCUAAGUCAAAGUUGAUGCAAUUGCAGAACGAUAGUAGCAAGCGCCUAAGCAACCUCCAGUCUCCCUCUCAAAGUGUGGAGACAAGAUAUGGCCAGCUUAGCAAGGGAAGGGAUGGUGGACUCUUUGGACCCAGUAGAAGAUCUCGUCAGAGCGCCACGCCGACCAUGGUGUCUCCUUAUUCACGACCUUCCCGUGGUAUAUCUCGUUUUGAAAAUUCUGCUAUUAUGAAGAGCUCUGAAGCAGGGGAAUCGAGUUACCUAUCUAGGUCCCAGACAACAACUUACGGUAAGCAUAAAGAGUCAGAAGUUGGUACCCCGAUUGUGCCUACACAUUCUAGUCAGAUUGCUAGGACAAUAUUGGAUCACCUUGAACGGACACAAUCCCAAUCCACCCCGAAAAAUAAAUCUUCUGAGUUAAAGCUUGCCACUUCCUGGAGAUAUCCACAGUCUUCGAAAACCGUUGAACAAAGCAGCUCGGACGUCAACAAUGUGAAAAAGGAUGGCUCAGCUAAAUUGAAUGAAGAUAUCCAGAACAUUUUCUCUCAGAAUCUGUCGUCCUCUGUGCUUAAACAACCCGCAACUACCACUGGUGACACUCAAAAUGGAAUGAACAAGACCGCUUCAGCGUCAAAUGGAAUAUUCCGUGGAACACAAACAGCCAGUCCCGCACUCCAAUAUGAGUUAGGGAAGCCUAAGGGUUCUCUUUCCAGAAGCACACAUGAUGAGGUGGUUACUUCUUCUCGGGACUCUGCAAAAGCUGUUCCCUAUUCUUUUGGAGGCGAAACUGCAAAUCUCUCCAAACCACCAUCUCACUCACUGGGAAAUAACAAACCGGUACUUCCAUCGAUCUCAGUAGCCAAGCCCUUCCAAAAAUGGGCAGUCCCUUCAGGCUCAAACGCUGGCUUCACAUUCCCGGUCUCGUCAUCUGAUGGAGCAACAUCAUCAGAGCCCACAACUCCAUCCAUCAUGCCCUUCACAGCAAGCCCAGCAGCAAGUGGUGGUGGUGUUGCCAUUACAAAUCAUCACGAAGCUAGAAAAGAUGACGAGAUUCCUCAAUUUAGUUUCGACGGCAACAGAGGAGGAGAUAAGUCACCCCUGGUGUUUGCGUUUCCCUCAAUGAGCGAAGAGGUGGUCAAUGAGGAUGAUGAUGCGAGGUUAAAUAUCAAAUACACAUUUGGGUCAGAAAAUCCGGAGAGAAUAUCGUUCAGCUCAGCAGGAAGUGAUGGUGUUUGCUGUUAAAGACAAGGACAACGGUCUCUGUCUCUUGCAUGUUUUCCAAUAUAAUUUUUUUUGUUGUCUCGAAUUGUUUUACUUUUUUACUUUGGGAGUGGAAUUUUGUGCCUAGAUCAUUGGUUUUGAUUUCUCUAUUCAUUUGAGAUGAUUGAUUUCUUU
Molecule: messenger RNA, 2595 nt
Organism: Arabidopsis lyrata subsp. lyrata
Lineage: Eukaryota; Viridiplantae; Streptophyta; Magnoliopsida; Brassicales; Brassicaceae
Product: nuclear pore complex protein NUP1
Exons: 8
Coding region: 163-2442 (759 amino acids)
Biological process (GO): nuclear membrane organization
Cellular component (GO): nuclear envelope
Source: RefSeq, a predicted model, not a curated record